Molecule: messenger RNA, 1515 nt
Organism: Trichosporon asahii var. asahii CBS 2479
Lineage: Eukaryota; Fungi; Basidiomycota; Tremellomycetes; Trichosporonales; Trichosporonaceae
Product: MFS transporter, putative
Exons: 2
Coding region: 1-1515 (504 amino acids)
Biological process (GO): transmembrane transport
Cellular component (GO): membrane
Molecular function (GO): transmembrane transporter activity
Source: RefSeq, a predicted model, not a curated record
AUGUCGAAGCAGGAGGUCCUCUACCAGGAACACGAUCCGGAGCACUUUCCUCCUCCGCCUAGCGAGACGGAGGGGCUCACUCUCGUGAAGGAUUGGACAGAGGCAGAAGAGCGCGCCGCGAAGCGCAAGCUCGAUCUUAUCAUCAUGCCGAUCCUGACGCUGGGCUUCUUUUGCCUGCAGCUCGACCGCGGGAACAUUGCGAAUGCGCUCACGGACAACUUCAUGAAAGACGUCGGCGUGAAUCAAGACCAGUUCAACGUUGGGCAGCAGAUGCUCUCGCUCGGCAUUGUACUGUUCGAAGUUCCCUCUAACAUGGCGCUGUACCGUGUCGGUCCCGCCAAGUGGCUCACGCUGCAGCUCUUCCUCUUCGGCAUUGUCAGCACCUUCCAAGCCUUCCAGCACGGGUACGGCGCUUUCAUUGCGACACGCUUCCUUCUCGGCAUCACCGAGAGCGGCUUCAUCCCCGGCGGUCUCUGGACACUGAGCACGUGGUACACGCGCACCGAGACUGCGAAGCGUGUCAUGUUCUUCUACUUUGGCAACCAGAUCGGCCAGGCGUCAUCCAAGCUCCUCGCCUACGGUAUCCUGCAUAUGCGCGGUGUCGCCGGCAAGCCGGGCUGGUUCUGGCUUUUCUUCCUCAUGGGUCUCUUCACCAUCGCGUCCGGUUUCAUCUACGGUUUCUUCCUUCCCGACAGUUUCAGCAAACCUGGGUCCGCCUUCCUCCCCCGCGUCUCCUACUUCUCCCAGCGGGAGCUCGAGAUCCUCCGCGCACGUGUUCUGCUCGACGACCCCGCCAAGGAAAAGAAGAAGAAGCACAUCUCGCUGAACGGCUUCAAGCGCGCGUUCGGUAACUGGCGUCUCUGGCUGCACUUCCUCAUCACGCUUUGCAACAAUGGUCCGCAGCGUGCUUUCGACACGUACUCCCCUUCCAUCGUCAACUCAUUCGGUUUCAAGAACCUCGAGAGCAACGCGCUGGCCUCGGUCGGAUUCUGGCUCCAGGUCCCCGUCUCCUUUAUCUUCUCCUGGGUCAGCGACCACUUCAACCGCCGCGGCGAGACCGUCAUUGCCGGCUUGGCGUGCCAUAUGACGGGCUACAUCUUCAACCGCGCCUUCACCGAGCUGCAGGGCCAGAGAGGCGUCAAGUACUUCGGUGUCGUGUGGACGCAGACCUUCGGCACCUUCUCCCACCCCCUCAACAUCGCCUGGAUGUCCCUGACCGCGAGGGACACGGAGGAGCGGGCCCUCGCCAUGGCGAUGGUCAUCAUGGGGGCGAAUACCGCGGGCAUCUACGGCGCGCAAAUCUUCCGCUCAGACGACAAGCCCAAGUAUCGCCGUGGCUUUAGCAUUGCCAUUGCGAUUCUCGCUUUCGGCCUCCUCCUCGCCGUGCUCAGGUACCUUGACAGCUUGCGCCAGCGCCGCAAGGCCAAGAAGCAGAGCGAGAUCGUCGAAGCCGAGCACGGCAACACCACCUCAUCGAGCGACGCUAGUAUCGCCAGCGACGAGAAGAAGCUGUAG